Molecule: messenger RNA, 2516 nt
Organism: Physeter macrocephalus (sperm whale)
Lineage: Eukaryota; Metazoa; Chordata; Mammalia; Artiodactyla; Physeteridae
Product: sialidase-1
Exons: 7
Coding region: 34-939 (301 amino acids)
Biological process (GO): oligosaccharide catabolic process; ganglioside catabolic process
Cellular component (GO): membrane; intracellular membrane-bounded organelle; cytoplasm
Molecular function (GO): exo-alpha-sialidase activity
Source: RefSeq, a predicted model, not a curated record
GGAGCUGAUAAGUGCAGUGGAGAAAAAUGAAACAUGGCAAGAGGCAGCACAUGGUCUCCAACAGCUUUCAUUGUGGACGAUGGGGAGAGCCCAGAUGGGCUGAACUUGGGGGCAGUGGUGAGCGAUACAACAACAGGAGUGGUCUUCCUUUUCUACUCCCUCUGUGCUCACAAGGCGGGCUGCCAGGUGGCCUCCACCAUGCUGGUGUGGAGCAAGGAUGACGGUGUUUCCUGGAGUUCGCCUCGGAACCUCUCCUUGGACAUAGGCACUGAGAUGUUUGCCCCUGGACCGGGCUCUGGCAUUCAGAAACAGCGGGAGCCUCGGAAGGGCCGGCUCAUUGUGUGUGGCCACGGGACGCUGGAGCGGGACGGGGUCUUCUGCCUCCUCAGCGAUGACCGCGGCGCCUCCUGGCGCUAUGGGAGUGGGGUCAGCGGCAUCCCCUAUGGCCAGCCCAAGCGGGAAAAUGAUUUCAGCCCUGACGAGUGCCAGCCCUUUGAGCUCCCCGAUGGCUCAGUGGUCAUCAAUGCCCGGAACCAGAACAACUACCACUGCCACUGCCGAAUCAUCCUCCGCAGCUACGAUGCCUGUGAUACUCUGAGGCCCCGUGAUGUGACCUUUGACCCUGAGCUCGUGGACCCUGUGGUAGCCGCAGGGGCUGUAGCCACCAACUCCGGCAUUGUCUUCUUCUCCAACCCAUCCCAUCCAGAGUUCCGAGUGAACCUGACCCUGCGCUGGAGCUUCAGCAAUGGCACCUCAUGGCAGAAGGAGACGGUCCAGCUGUGGCCAGGGCCCAGUGGCUACUCCUCACUGGCAACCCUGGAGGGCAGUGUGGGCGGGGAGGACCAGGCCCCGCAGCUCUAUGUCCUGUAUGAGAAAGGCCGGAAACAGUACAUAGAGAGCAUCUCCCUGGCCAAAGUCAGCGUCUAUGGGACACUCUGAGCUGUACACCUGCCAAGGGGUUAGAAGGCCCUGGACUCAGCCUCAGGACCAUGGGUCUGUAGAGGGUCUACUGGAGGAGCCUAGAAGACGGUUCCACCUUCCUUUAGAGUCUAGCGUUUUGCAAAAUCAACUUCUCUUUGACAGGGAAAUCAUUCCUUAGGACUAAAAACUUGGCUUCUCCCACAUAGGAAGAGCUGCCCACACGUGGGAGCGCUUCUCUUCCACAUUGCUGGGUCUGCCCCCCUGCCCUUUCUGCCCUCUCAGGGCAAUGAUUGGUCCUUUUCUUGGACAGGGCUAGGUGGGCCUGUAGCAUUAAAUAAAUGUGAACUCAGGGAACUGGGGAAGGCUUACCUCUUUGGGGUAAGAUACUGGCUUUGGAGAGGGUUGGUGAAAGUUCCAGAAGGGCAGGACAUUUGGUUUCAAGGUGGGGUGAGAUACUAUCCUCCAUGAAACAGGGAGCAGGUGUGUAAAACGCAGAUGAGAAGCCUCUCCCAGGCCAGCCUGGCAGAGAAAUAAGCACUGUGGCAAUUAUGUGAGAAAACAACAUCUCAUCCUAAAGGAGAUGCUGUGAAAAGAACCUGGGCAGCCUGCAGCUGAGUGGGACAGCCACAGCUUUUCUCCACAUGGAAAGAAAAUGCAAUGCCUGGAUGAGACGAGGGAGGCAGAAGAGGAUGCAAUACACACAAGUGAAGAGGAGGCAGCGUGACACAGAGGCAGAGAUUGGAGUGAUGUGGCCACGAGCCAAGUUAUGCCAGCAGCCACCAGACGCUGGAAGAGACAAGGAACAGAUUCUCCCAUAGUGUCUCUUGUGGGGGCAAGGCCCUGUGGACACCUUGAUUUUUGCCCAGUGAAACUGUUUUGAACUUCUGGCCUUCAGAAUUAUGAAGGAAUAAAUAUCUGUUGCUUUAAACCACCAAGUUUGUGGUAAUUUGUUACAGCAGCCAUACAUGGUGUCAUUCAUGAAGUAUUCUUUCCCAAACCAUGUAAUCAAAAUCUAAUUAGGUCUUUAAGGGAAUUCCCUGGUGGUCCAGUGGUUUGAUCCCUGGUUGGGGAGCUAAGAUCCCACAGGCUGCGUGGUGAAGCCAAAAAAAAAAAAAAAAAAAAAACAACUAAUUAGUCCUUUAAGUAUAACUUCCUGGUUAAAGAAAAUGCAGAAAGUUGAGGAACAAGUUAAAAACAUCAAGAGAGCACAGUUAGAUGAAGCCAACAUGUGGAACGUUCUACAAGACAACUAGCCUAGUCUCUUCAAAGGAUCAUUGUCACAGAACGAAGGGGACUGUUCUAGAAUCAAGAGACUAACAAGGGACUUCCCUGGUGGUCCAGUGGUAAAGAAUCCACCUUCCAAUGCAGGGGACACAGUUUCGAUCCCUGGUCGGGGAACUAGGAUCCCACAUGCCACGGGGCAACUAAGCCCGCGCGCCACAACUAGAGAGAGAAAACCCGCACGCCACAACUAGAGAGAAGCCCGUGCGCCACAACGAAGAGCUCACGUGCUGCAACGGAGACCCCGCCUGCCGCAACGAAGACCCAACGCAACCAAAAAAAAGAAAGUAAAUAAGUAAAGAUUUUUAAAAAAG